Dicentrarchus labrax (European seabass) is the source of this 4854-nucleotide messenger RNA. It is a transcript of the gene dlx4b, whose product is annotated as distal-less homeobox 4b. Gene Ontology annotation, biological process: negative regulation of transcription by RNA polymerase II; embryo development; cell differentiation. Lineage: Eukaryota; Metazoa; Chordata; Actinopteri; Moronidae. The transcript has 3 exons. The record is from RefSeq and is a predicted model, not a curated record. Bases 3669 to 4439 code for a protein of 256 amino acids. Gene Ontology annotation, molecular function: RNA polymerase II cis-regulatory region sequence-specific DNA binding; DNA-binding transcription factor activity, RNA polymerase II-specific.
AGUCAUAGAAAAACACAAAUCCUAUUGUUUGCAUUGGCUUUGUUGAUGCAAAAGGAUUGAGAAAACAGCCGCCUUGUACAGUGGUAAUGACAGACACCUGCUUUACAGUGAAGGAAGUACAAAAAGCUUGACUAAUCAGAACUUUCAUAUAAAAGGGAAGGGAAGGGAAGCCGAUGAUUCAUAUGGGCAGAAUCAUAUCCAAAAGUAUAAAAAACUUACAUAAAAAGUGAUCUAUGAUGCAUAUAUCUGGUUUCAUCUUAUCGUUAUAAUGAGCAAAAGUGGGUUCUUUCUUUAAGAUAUUUUCAUUUUUCUCAUGUGUUGUCCACACUUUGAUUCUGUGAUGAAUAUCUGGUGGGGUAAUUGUGUUAAACCACACCUCAGUUUCAGAACUAUCAUAGUGCACUACCAAAGUGCACACAGGUCUUUAUAUGUGUCUAUUAUGUGGUGAGGUGAGCCUGCGAUAAUAAAUCCUGGCAUCCUGUCGGGGUCGUGGACUGUCAGUCUGAGUCUAUAUAGUCCUCAGCUCGGGCCCCAGCAACAGAGGGUUACUUGUAAAACAUGAUGUGCCAGUGGGGAAGAUCACAGCCGCAGUAUUUGCCUGGGAAUGUGCUCUUGGUUUGUACAAAAAGAAUGCUGUCACUCUGCAUCAUAGCUGCUUGAUGGACAAACUCGACUGGUCUGUGUGUGCAAGAGAGAGAGAAAGAGCAUGCUGGGAACACACACCUAUGUCAGACACACCUCUGCAGACGUAUGCCCAUGUACAGACGCCAGUGAGUCUGGGCUGCAUUCAGGAGUGUGACUGUAUUUAACAUCCCUUUGCGUGUAUUGAGUACAGCCAUGGCGAGGACUCAUCCCUGCCCUAUGACUGCAGGGCUCGCCUUUGUUCUUCACCCCUUAUACAGACAUAAUUACAAGCCUUAAAGAGCCUCCUCACCUCGCUUUCUCUCUCCUUCUCUCUCUCCUCAUAUACUUGUGCCUACACCUUUGAUUUGCACGGUUUUGACAGAUAUGCAAAUCCCAGACUCAACCCCCUGCAUUCAUCUGCUGAAGUGCCUCACAACAGAACUGCACAUAUAUGCCCAUGGGCCUCUGUGUCUUUCAAAGCCUUGACUUUUGUGUUUAUCUUCAUUUUGGCCUCCCUGAUCCCAUUCAUCUGUCGAAAAUUGUGACUUUCCUAUGCGCCGUAUGGCCACAGAAGUUGUUUUUUCCACUUAUAACAGGCUCUAAACAUGACACCUGCUCCUAGAACGGAAAAAUAUAAAUCUCACUGGGUGCCAACUGCAAAUAUUGCUACCAUAAUCCUAACACCAAUAAUGUUGCAGUAAAUUCCUAAUAGGCAUAACCACAUGCUGCAUUCUCUCAUGAUAUAAUUUCCCAGUGACGAUUUACAGCUGCAAGGCCUUGUGUGUGAAGUCAGAAACUCACCCACAGUAUGAGGCCUCUCAGCAACCUUUUUUUUAUUUUUUUUAUUGUGACUGAAAUUUUACUAUGAUAAUAAUUUGUGGCUUUGUUCUGGCUGGCUGCAUGGCUGAGGCCUGUGGGGAAUCGGGAAGCAGUCCAGCCCCCAGCAGGCCUUCAGUGCUGCUGGGUUCCCAGUAGUUUCAUGCAGGGUAUAGGACAUGACCAAAAUGAUGGGGUUGGACAGCAACUCAGCACCGCGCUCAACCCACCAAACACUCUGCUUAUAAUUUGACUGCAGCUUACAUGUGAUUUAGCUGAGGUGAAAUCUGUAUCAAACUGUGCUAUAACACAUGGUGACUCUAUUAGAGUUUGUUUAAAACGUAGCUGCAUUGGCAGGAAAUCCACUCGUUUCUCCUCCCACUGUGUUUUUCUCCACCUGUGGAUUUACUCUGCUUGAGAGUGAGUCAAUAGAGGCUGAAAUAUGGAGACAGGCUUGCUCUUUGAGCCUGUGGUCACCAUUUUCUCCCCACACUAUAUCCACAUGCACCUUACGAGUUCUGCUGACUCUACAGUCUGCACCACAAUCCUGGCUUUCUUUGUCAGGUUUGUGUUUGCCUUUUUGUUUUAUAAACUCUGACAUUUAGUUAGAAAUCAUUUGAGUGACAUGUGUGUAACUACCCUGGUCAUAAAGAGUCCAGGCUUUAUUCUUCCCAUGAAGUAUCAUGGGACUGCGUGAAAACUAGUAGACAAACAAAACAGUUACAAUGUGGGCUGGAUAUUUCUGUUUCAUAUAAAGAUGAAAUCAAACAUCCUUUUGGGUCAGAGUCAUUUUUCUGUCUCUGCAUUUGCUUUUAAAGUAAUAGUUAUGUAAAUAUUGCACUUAUAUUACAGUAUUUAUCCAACUGCUCUUUAUUAAUUAUGUAUAAAUCCUGUUGUUAUUUUUUUAUUAGGGUUACUGUACUUCAUUUACUCUCUAAUCUGGCUAAUUUAUGCGUUGAAACUAGGAAUGUGGAGUGUUGAAUGAACAGUAAAAUGUGAAGUUUUUCUUCUAAAAACUAAAACAACCCUGAGUCAGCAUGACCGCUGAGCCACAAAGCAUGCUUAUGUAAUGCUGCGUGGACACAGUGUAAACAACCAAGUUGUCUGUACAUGGUAAAAUAUAUCUGAUUCAUCUGUUUUCGAUUUUUCUCUAAAAUGUUAGAAAAAUACAAAUAUGUGAGUGUUUGUUGCAAAAUUAAAGGCGCACUAUUCCAAAUAUCAGAAAGUGCUUCCUCAGUAAAGCUCUUUAAUGGUGCAUUAAUUGUUCAUUAGCCGGUGCCGCAGCGGAAAUAGAGGUUUUACUGCGCUGUUUGCCAUCUAUUCGAUUCAGUUAAAACAGGAUUAAUGAUUAACUUGGCGAAUUAUUACAUUAUUAAAGCGAUUAUUUAAAUAACGGACAUUUAAACUUUAUUUCUAGUGGGAAUUAAGCGCACUGACUAUAUAAACGAAACAAUGUCGAAUUUAAUUUUAUUUGAGUUAUUAACACCAGAUAAGGGUAAGCCUAAUAGGUCUAACUUUAAUUUAGAUGCAUUUGUCAGUUCCCUAUAUAUCAUAUCUAUAUAAAAGAGCAUUGCGUAGAUAUUUGUAGUCAUUAUCGUACCUCGUCUUUUGAAACUUAACAAAAUUGUCACAAUAACAAAUAAAAUUCCUCCUUUGCAAAGUAAAAAUACAUUUAUUUAGCCCAAUUUUCCACAAGUUCUAAAUCUAAUAAAAAAAAACAGUCUUGUCCUGUGCUUUAACGGAUUUUUAUUUGACGGUAAACGACCUGGUGGCAUUCUGUCAUACACUAGAAUAAAAUGUCUCCAUAUGUCCAAAUGAGAGAUUAUUUCAUAACCUAUGGAAGGAGGUCCCUGCUGGCUGCAGAGCUGCAUCCUGUAUCAUAUGUUAAUGAAGUUAAUGGUGGAGCUCCAGUGACAGCUGGCUGCUGAAGACCAAUCACAGAGCUCGCAGAUGGAAGGCAGUAUGUUUGAGGCUCCGCAGGCAGGAGGUGUUUGAAGAACCAUGUCAGCUCCUCCAAUGAUGUAAAGGAUCCCUUUCGCUUUUAUUCGAUUUUUUGCCUCCUAAACAGUUGUGAACAUGCACGCUGUAACUUAUUACUGCGGGGGACUUUUUUCCACAAGCAAUGCACUGGACUUAAGUGUGGAUUUGUUCCGAGUUUUCCUCGCUGCCCGACACAACUCAUGAAACCCUCUUCAGAGCGACGGGUUUAUGGACUCGCGUAUUAGCUAAUGAUGUCUAUGGGUUUCAUGCCUGACAGUCUGAAUGCCUCAGAUCCCUCCAAGUCGGCCUUUCUAGAGUUUGGCCACGGACAUCCGGCACACCAGCAGCACUCCCCAGGACUCUCUCACAUUUACCCCGUUCAUGGCUUGCAUGCCGCUGGGCACUCACAGCACGAAAGUCCUUUUCCUGGCAGCUCGUCCUAUGGCCGCUCUUUGGGCUACGCCUACCCCGGCGCGGUGAACCAUCAUUCCCCGUCUGCUUACAUGUCCUACCAGCACAGCAAUCACAGCAACAGCAGCAGUCUGGCCCACAGCAGAUUAGAGCACACAGAUCGCGAGAAGUCCACGGCAAUUGAGAACAGGGACCUCCGUCUAAAUGGCAAAGGAAAGAAAAUCCGGAAGCCUCGGACUAUCUACUCCAGUCUCCAGCUGCAGGCUCUGCACCAGCGCUUCCAGCAGACCCAGUACCUGGCCUUACCGGAACGCGCCGACUUGGCGGCCAAACUGGGACUCACCCAGACUCAGGUGAAAAUAUGGUUUCAGAAUAAGCGCUCCAAGUAUAAAAAGAUCAUGAAGCAUGGCAGCGGAUCAGAGGGAGAACAUCUCCACAGCACUAGCUCCAUCUCCCCCUGCUCGCCCGGGUUGCCGCAGCUCUGGGAGGUCUCCAUGGCGAACAAAGGAGCCCAAAUGCACCCAAACAAUUACAUGAACAGUUUUGGUCAUUGGUAUCCAAACCACCAUCCUCACCAGGACGCGAUGCCCAGGCCACAGAUGAUGUGAGUGGAUUGUUUUACGGGGUCGUGCAGGCCAGGUGCUCGGGCCUAUAUGAAGCGCACUUCAGACUACACUGAACUUGCUCUCAAGGCCUCUUCUCAGAACUGAAUUGUGUUUAAAUGCGUGUUUUAAUAGAACUUUUCCUGUAUUUGUGUGUGCGAUUUGAAUUCACUCUUCAAUGAUAAAAAUUCGACCAGACAUCACAUUUAUUUUUCAGAUUUGUUAACAAUGUCAGUGAGACUUCUGGUGCACGGUCACAACUCACUGAAAUGUGGACUCAGUGUGUGCAGUUUAGCAAAAGACUCUGGAUAAAGGCUUUUUAAAGAAUAUAUUAUGUGCGUGGGUCUAUUUCAACGAGUUUCCGCUGCAUUUUCCAACAAAUGCUAUUAGCGUUAUGCAAAUAAAUAGCUGUUGGAUUGGC